AUGUCUGAAAAGAAGUCUGAGUCCCCUUCUAAUUCUGUUGGUACUGAUCAUUUGGCUAGCUCUUCUCGGUUUCGUGAAAGGUUGUCCAUUACCUCCACCCCUUUGAAUGGUAAGAAUUAUGCUGUUUGGGCUAGAGCCGUUGAGGUUUAUUAUGUAGGUCAGAAAUGUUAUCAUUAUUUGACAGAUGAUCCACCCGCCGCGACUGCUACUACAUAUGAGACAUGGGUAUCUGAGGAUGCUAAUAUUCGGUCUGAUUUAUGGAAUAGUAUGGAAGAACAUAUUGCUAGCACGCUGGUUUUCUUACCUACGGCCAAGCAAGUAUGGACACAAGCUCAGGAGAUGUAUUUUGGUGUUAACAAUCUCUGUCGCACAUAUGAUCUUCAUCAGUCCUUCUUUUCUAUCUCACAGGGUGACUUAUCUUUGGAGGCUUAUUAUUCUAAGUUUCGUGGUAUCUGUGAGGAGCUUAAUAUAUGUGAGCCGAUUUCCUCUGAUGUUAAGGUCAUGCGGCGCCAGCGUGAGCGUAUGCAAGUUGCUCGACUUAUAUCUGGUGCAUCAUCCACGUAUGGUCCUGUCCUUAAUCAUUUGUUGGGGUCUCGCGAUCUUCCUUCUCUUAGCGAGGUAUUUAGUCGCAUUCGUCAGUCUUCUGUAUCUGUAUCUGCGCCACCUCCUGAUCGUUCAGCAUUGACUUCUGUUGUUUCUGGUACUUCAUUUAGCCGUGGUCGUGGUCGUGGUUGUGGUCGCGGCCGUGAGUCUGGUUUUAAUAGUCGUGUUCGUGACUCUGGAUUUAGUGGACGUGGCUCUGGCCGUGGUUUUGGUGGACAUGAUUCUAGUAUGGGUAAUUGUGGUUCUGGUAUUGGUGGUUUUGGUCGUGCUUUUGGUGGUCGCAUGUCAGGAGGAGGUAAUCGUGGUCGUGGCCGUGAUUCCCGAUCAUGUACUCAUUGUGGGGGAACCAAUCACACUGUGGACACGUGCUAUGAUCUUCAUGGGUUCCCUCAGGCUCAUCAAGCUGCUAUUUUUGAGGAUGCUGAACCAUUUCCUCACCCUACUGACUCUAUGGUGACUAUUUCUGCAGAAGAGUAUCAGCGACUUGUGUCUAAUCAGACUUCAUCCUCUACUGUUACGCUUGCUCAGACCAGUCCCUCCGUUGCUUGUGUUGCUUUUUCUCAUUCUUCCACCUAUUGGGUUAUCGAUUCUGAUGCUUCAGAUCAUAUGACUGGUACAUCUACUAUCUUUUCCAGUCGUCGGUCUUCGUCAUCAGUUUCUCCCUAUCAACAACAUUGUCGUCUGGGUCAUCCCUCACUUCAAAAUCUGAAGCGUUUGGUGCCAUCAUUUAGUCAUGUUAAGGACUUGCAAUGCGAAGUCUGUGAGUUUAGUAAACACCGUCGAGUGUCUUUCUAUCCUAGGGUUGAGCGUCGUGUGUCACGUCCUUUUCAGUUAGUACAUUCGGAUAUUUGGGGUCCUAUUCAUGUUCCCACUUUAGCUGGUUUUCAGUAUUAUGUUAUUUUUGUCGAUGAUUUCUCUCGUGUUACAUAUCUUUAUCUUAUGAAAACGAGAUCAGAGUUGUCUUCUGUCUUUAAGUCAUUUUAUGCAGAAAUAAAGACUCAGUUUGAUACUUGCAUUCGUAUUUUUCGUUCCGAUAAUGCACGUGAAUAUUUUCAUAAUGCUCUUUCUCGUUUUUUUGAUGAUCAUGGGAUAAUUCACCAGUCUUCUUGCGCUCGGACUCCACAACAAAAUGGGGUUGCCGAACGCAAGAUCCGACACUUAUCUGAAGUUAUGCGUGCCAUGUUAAUCCAAAUGCAGGUCCCUAAGUCUUACUGGAGUGAUGCUGUUCUUACAACCUGUUACUUGAUUAACUUUAUGCCCUCCACUGUUCUUGGUGGUCAAAUACCGCAUGACGUUUUAUUUUCAGAUGUUCCUCCUACUCCUAUGCCACCCUUGCAGGUAUAUGUUCGUCAACGAAAAAGAUUAACAGCCCCACCAGUGCCUACUGUCGCGCCUCCUCCGUCCCUAGAUCCCGCUUCACCACCACCACCACCACCUCCACUCCCAUUUCCACCAUCACCUGAUCUUCCUAUUGCUCUUCGCAAAGGUAUUCGGUCUUGCACUACUCAUCUUAUUACUCAGUUUGUUUCCUAUAAUCAUCUGUCUCCGUCUCUUCGUACUUUUACUACUUCUGUUUCGUCCAUUUUUGUUCCUAACACUGUUUAG
Messenger RNA from Rhododendron vialii, 2208 nucleotides. RefSeq lists its product as uncharacterized. Gene Ontology annotation, molecular function: nucleic acid binding. Gene Ontology annotation, biological process: DNA integration. The transcript has 3 exons. The record is from RefSeq and is a predicted model, not a curated record. NCBI's taxonomy places the organism in Eukaryota, Viridiplantae, Streptophyta, Magnoliopsida, Ericales, Ericaceae. The coding region runs from base 1 to 2208 and encodes 735 amino acids.